This is a messenger RNA of Polistes dominula (European paper wasp), 1061 nucleotides long. Its product is annotated as replication termination factor 2. The record is from RefSeq and is a predicted model, not a curated record. Gene Ontology annotation, cellular component: nucleus. NCBI's taxonomy places the organism in Eukaryota, Metazoa, Arthropoda, Insecta, Hymenoptera, Vespidae. Gene Ontology annotation, biological process: mitotic DNA replication termination.
UAUCGAUUAGUUUCGAUUAGCACUAUCAAACGUAGAAUAAAGUUUGUCGAGUUAUUUAUAAUUAUUUUUUCUUUGAAAUAUAAAAUAAUUAAUCUUUUAUUGCAAUGGGUUGUGAUGGUGGAACAAUUCCUCGUAGGGACGAACUCGUGAGAAUAAAGAAGAAACCAGAGAAAAAAGAUAAAGAUGCUGAAUUAGCAUUCAGAUGGAAACAUUGUACGAUACGACAAUUACCUUUACAAGAACCAGUUGUUGCUUGUGGAUUAGGUCGUCUUUAUAGCAAGGAAUCUGUUUUGGAAGGACUUCUUGAUCGUGACACACUUCCAGAAUCUGCAGCUCACAUUAAAAAUUUAAAAGAUAUUAAGAAUCUUAAUCUUACUCCUAAUCCUGCAUUCAAUGCUAACAAAGCAGAAAAAGGAGAUUGUUAUGUUGAUGGUGGAAAGAGUCCAUACAUUUGUCCAGUUAUUGGAUUGGAAAUGAAUGGAAAAUAUAAAUUUUGCUUUUUGUGGACUUGCGGUUGUGUCAUGAGCGAACGUGCACUUAAACAAGUCAAGACUUCAGUAUGUCAUAGAUGUCAACAAGCAUUUACCGAAGCUGAUAUUGUUAUCUUGAAUGCAGUUGACGAGGAUCUUGAAUUAAUGCAGGAACGUUUGGAUGCACGCAAAGCUGCACAGAAAUCUUCCAAGAAAAGGAAGAAUAAAACUGAAAGUACUUCGACUGAAGCCAAUGAUAAAACCAAUGAUAAAGCCAAUGAUAAAGCCAAUGAUAAAGAAGAAGUAUUGAAAAAGAAGAUCAAAAAGGAAGAAAAACCUUCAACAUUACCUAAAAAGAAUGUAAAUAGAAAUGAAGCUGAAGAUCCUGCAUAUAGAAAAGCUAAAGAAAGUUAUAGCAUUGCGAAAGAUCCUAAAGCUUCUGAAGUUUUCAAAAGUAUAUUUACGAGUCAUAAAUCUGCUGACGAUCAAGAUAGAGCUCAUUGGAUUACUUAUAAUCCAUUUUAUAAUUAGUUUUAAUUACAAUUUAUUUUAUUUCUGUAAAAUAAUUUCCUUUGUAAUUUUGUGUUUAUA